UACGUACGGGUCAGAUCCAGAGAAAAUGGAGGUUACGCAGUCAGUAUCUAGAGAAAGAAAGCACACCAACAUCACAUCUAGCAGAUUCGGACGAGGUUGUGCCCGCGGUAUCGGGAAGGAACUGAGCCGUUUUCUAGUGUGCAGUAUGGAGAUACCGUGGAACCUUACGAAGGCUCUCUUGCAAGCAGAACCUGUACACGUCGUCAUGGUAGACACACUAGAAGAAAAUAUUAUUGAAAAACAAGUCAAAGCAGCUCCAGCUUGCGAUUGUGUGGUCGGUAUAGGCGGUGGACAGGCUAUAGAUCUUGCCAAGUUUUUUGCAUGGAAACUCUCAGUUCGACUUGUCACCAUUCCAACUGUCAUCAGUGUGGACGCGUUUGUUACGGCAGCAGCAGCUAUUCGACGAGACCACAAGAUUGUCUAUGUUGGAGCUACAAGUCCCGACCCUCUGGUCAUCGACUAUGACCUUAUCAGAACAGCACCAGCCGAACUAAACAUUGCAGGUGUGGGUGACUUACUUUCCAUACACACAGCGACAUAUGACUGGGAGAUAGCUGAGAGAUAUAAACACAGUGAGUUCCCAUUCUCACAAGAAUCUGUAGCAAAAGCAAGAAGCAUUCUCAAAUCACACAUUCUAGACAAAGAAUGUGAAAUCAAAAGCUUGAGUGAUGAAGGACUGCAGACUAUUAUCGAUGGUUACAUUGAAAUCAACACAAUCUGUCUACCAGCUGGUCAUUAUCGAGUCGAAGAAGGAUCUGAACAUUACAUCUUUUAUGAACUGGAAUCACGAUUACAGCGGUCAUUUGUUCAUGGCCACAUUGUAGGUCUUGGAGUCUAUCUGAUGAGCAAACUGCAGAACAAUGAGUCUGAUGCCAUUCUAACGUUUAUGAACAACGUGGGUUUACGAUAUCAGCCGAAGCAGAUGGAAUUGACAAAAGCUGAUGUCAUACAUUCACUAAAGAACUUACAGCAAUUCAUACAAGCUCAAAAGGAUCUUUGGUUUACAGUGAUAAACGUUGAAGAAAUCACAGACGAAUGGAUUGCAACAGCCAUUGCCAAACUCGAGUUUAAUCAUGAUUGACUUGAUAACCAUAGUAUGCAACCCAAUAACAUAUCCGUAUUUCUCCCCUCCCCAACAAGUUACAGUUACACAUCAUCAUAACAUUAGUUGUCCUUCAACUCCAAGUAAAUAUAAUAUUUUUUAAAUCUAGUGACUUCAUUAGUUUUAUGGCAUGUAAACAUCGUGCAAUGUUUGACAUGCUUAGUCUUCCACCU
This is a messenger RNA of Corticium candelabrum, 1275 nucleotides long. RefSeq names its product glycerol-1-phosphate dehydrogenase [NAD(P)+]-like. The record is from RefSeq and is a predicted model, not a curated record. Gene Ontology annotation, molecular function: oxidoreductase activity, acting on CH-OH group of donors; metal ion binding. The transcript is spliced from 2 exons. Bases 26 to 1081 code for a protein of 351 amino acids. Lineage: Eukaryota; Metazoa; Porifera; Homoscleromorpha; Homosclerophorida; Plakinidae.